CCACUACUAGCCCCAGAACACCAAAUCCACCAAGAACCGGACAUCACCAUGGCCGUCACAGAUUCCACCGUCGUUUUCAUCAGCGGUGUAGGAAAGGGCAUCGGCGCCGGCAUCGCCAAGCUCUACCUCUCCCGUCCCAACCACACCGUCAUCGGCUCCGUCCGCGACCUGUCCACACCAUCCGUCGCCGAGCUCAAGGCCUCUCCCACCGUUCCCGGCUCCAAGCUUCUUCUCGUGCACAUCGAAUCCACGUCCUCCACCGACCCCGCCGCCGCCGUCGAGGCCAUUCGUGCCCAGGGAAUCGACCACAUUGACAUCGCCAUCGCCAACGCAGGCGCCAUGCCAUCCACCGUGCCCAUCGAGGAAGUUGACACCAAGGACAUGCUGGAGAACUACCACAUCAACGCCAUCGGCCCAUUGCUCCUCUUCCAGGCGCUCUUGCCGCUGCUGAAGAAGGGCACUGAGCCCAAGUGGGCGAGCGUGUCGACUACUGCAGGAAGUAUUGGCUUGGUUGAUCCGUUGGCGGCCUGGAUCCUGCCGGCGUAUGGAGGCGCGAAGGCGGCGCUGAACUGGCUUACGGCUGGUAUUGCGAGCAGCCAGAAGGAGUGGAUGACUACUAUUGCGCUGCACCCGGGCUUGGUCCAGACCGGACCGGGGAAUUGGGUUGCGCAGAAGGUCGGAAUGGGGGAUAAGGCGCCGGUGACGGUGGGAGAUAGUGCGGCUAGUGUUGUCAAGCUGCUCGACGGCCUCACGAAGGAGUCUAAUGGUAAGUUCUACAAUGCUGUUGAUGGUACUGAGGUGCCAUGGUAAACGGGGCUUCGAUGGCGUAGAGUCGAUAGCGAGCAGAUGAAUUAGAGAUUGUUUAUUGGAACAUACACGAUAGAGAUCCAACCAAACGAAUUCAGUGAGCUUAUAUGCAG
Neurospora tetrasperma FGSC 2508 is the source of this 920-nucleotide messenger RNA. RefSeq lists its product as uncharacterized. Lineage: Eukaryota; Fungi; Ascomycota; Sordariomycetes; Sordariales; Sordariaceae. Bases 49 to 810 code for a protein of 253 amino acids. The record is from RefSeq and is a predicted model, not a curated record. The transcript has 3 exons.